AUGGAAGACCGUCUAAUGGGCCUCCGUUCAAUAUUUCACGGACCUGUUCUGUUCCCUAACGCACUCAUGAACUCAGGCACUAUGAUCCCGCCACAUAUCGCUGCCGCUGUUGCGCUUUCAAUGAACCAUCGCAUGGCACAAACAAGCACACCUCCUUUCGAUCCAACGACGAUAUCCGUUUCUUCUUUCCCAACUUUGUCGUGUGAGUCACCUUCAGUUGGUUCGUCUCCAACAAUGAGUUGUGCCGUCUGUGGUGAUGUCAGCAGCGGGAAACACUACGGGAUCUUGGCCUGCAAUGGUUGUUCGGGUUUUUUCAAGAGAUCUGUACGGCGACGGCUUAUCUACAGGUGUCAUGCUGGAACGGGAAGUUGUGUUGUGGACAAAGCUCAUCGGAAUCAGUGCCAAGCAUGUCGAUUGAAAAAGUGUCUCAGUAAAGGAAUGAACAAAGACGCUGUGCAGAAUGAACGACAACCACGAAACACGGCCACCAUACGUCCAACAGUUGACAUGGAUCCCCAUAACUUUCUAAGAGAGUAUGCCGGAGCGGUGUCAGCGGUGUUGCCACAGUCAGAGUUACCACCACGGGAAGAAUCGCCUCUGAGUGCUACGAGUGAAGGAAGGGCGGAGGACGAAAAGAAAGACGUCUUCCCAGAUUCCCCUGCAAGGGUGCUCGAGCUCUCACUGCUGUGGACUCAAGCCGUUCCUUCAUUUCGCUCUCUGAGUGAAUCUGAAAAGUCUCACCUUCUUAACGCCAACUGGCGCUUGCUAUUUCUGCUAUCGUUGGCAGAAUGGUCUCAAACGUCAUUACUUGAUGGACUUAACUAUGAACCCGAUGUCAAGGCCGCUUUGAACUGCGUGAGAUCGCUUGAUUUAGACAGAACAGAGUACUCUUGUCUGAAAGCAGUUGCACUGUUCCUGAAUGAGUUGUCCGCAAAUGGUCUAUUUGACAUGCAUUUGGAGCAAUCACUGACGGUUCUAAACCAGCACACAAUUCAAAAUCAUCCCACGUCAAGCAGAUGUGGAAGACUGCUGCUGGCACUGGGCCAACUUCGCAGCAUACCACCAUCCUCUGUUGACCAGAUACUCAGUUCUGAAGGAGGAUACUUCAAGAUUUUAUCACGUUAUCUUUCGUGA
Ostertagia ostertagi is the source of this 1134-nucleotide messenger RNA. NCBI's taxonomy places the organism in Eukaryota, Metazoa, Nematoda, Chromadorea, Rhabditida, Trichostrongylidae. The record is from the annotation of a GenBank genome assembly.